Molecule: messenger RNA, 576 nt
Organism: Rotaria sordida
Lineage: Eukaryota; Metazoa; Rotifera; Eurotatoria; Philodinida; Philodinidae
Source: the annotation of a GenBank genome assembly
AAUCGUGUAAAUAUUUUUUUGUAUUAACAGGUUUCUGAAUCGAGUUUUAUUCGUAUAUCAAUCGAAAGUAUAUCAAAUGCGUCUAGACGCGAUUCAUGUGAAAUGCUUGUUUGCGUCAAGAUGCAGUUCCAACUAAAAGGGUGUGGGUGUGGGUGUGGAUUUAGAUACAGAGCACUCACACCCACACCCGCCAUUUCACAUUAUAAUCAAUACUAAGAAGUCACUUUGACAAAGGAUGAAGAGCUGGAAAAUUUAAUGAUAAUGGUGUAUUUCAAUUUAGCUCGAUUGUAUUAUCGUCAAGAAAAUUGGACAACAGCUUUGCAAAUUUUUCAAAAAUCACUUAAUAUGGUUUUUGAACAAGAUCAACAACAUCCACAGUUAGCAGAAAUUUGUAAUUGUUUAGGAUUAACUUAUGCGCAUAGAAAAGAUUGUUUAAAAGCAGAACAUUAUCAUAGAUUGGCUGUAGAAGUAGCUGAAAAAAUUCUUCCAUAUGAUCAUCCAGAUCUUCAGCGAUAUCAGUAUCAGUUUGAAAUAACUGUACUUCAACUCAAUAGAAUUGGUAUCCAGCAUUCAUAA